Messenger RNA from Penicillium bovifimosum, 1245 nucleotides. Its product is annotated as lysophospholipid acyltransferase family protein. NCBI's taxonomy places the organism in Eukaryota, Fungi, Ascomycota, Eurotiomycetes, Eurotiales, Aspergillaceae. The transcript has 2 exons. Gene Ontology annotation, cellular component: endomembrane system. The record is from RefSeq and is a predicted model, not a curated record. Gene Ontology annotation, molecular function: acyltransferase activity. The coding region runs from base 1 to 1245 and encodes 414 amino acids.
AUGGAACCUGCCGAGGUUCGACAGCGCAAGCCACCGACCGCCAAGAAUACUGGGGAGCUUCAACAGCUAUCGACCAAACCACCCUCCGAGCCCCGCCUCAAGCAUGGCAUUCCUAUGCAAAUCCUGCGAUCCAUCCUGUUGAUAACAUGGGUUGAUUGCUGUAUUGUCGUGAUCUGCGUGACACAGCUGAUUGGUGCCCCGCUAUACCUGAUCAACAAAUACUGGUAUUAUUCAUAUAUGGCAUAUACAAAACAGUGUUUCUCACUGGUCCUCACUGCUAUCACGGAAUGGAUAUCACCAACACUCUUCCGCGUCAGUGGUGAUGCUAGUGUGCGUGGGCAAAUCCAUAUCUCGAAGGAUGGGAUGCUGGAGACGAGGUUUCCCGAGCGUCUUGUCCUGAUCUCGAAUCACCAGGUCUACACUGACUGGAUCUACCUUUGGUGGGUUGCAUAUACCAACCAGAUGCAUGGGCGCAUCUUUAUCAUUCUGAAAGAAUCGCUCAAGUAUAUUCCCCUUGUGGGCACUGGCAUGAUGUUCUACGGAUUUAUCUUCAUGGCUCGCAAGUGGACGUCUGACAAGCCCAGGCUCCAACAUCGCUUGGAAAAGCUGAAGACAAAGUACACCGGCUCCAACUCGGCCCGCCCGCAGUACGACCCCAUGUGGCUGCUAAUCUUCCCCGAGGGGACAAAUCUGUCUAUCAACACCAAGGGACGCAGCGAUGUUUGGGGAAAGAAACAGGGGUUGCCUUCAUUCAACCACAUGAUCCUUCCACGCUCUACAGGGUUAUUCUACUGUCUUCAACAACUGCGGGGAACCGUAGAUUGGGUGUACGACUGUACAAUGGCCUAUGAAGGGCCACCCAAAGGAAGCUACCCUGAUAAAUACUUCACACUCCGCUCCACAUAUCUGCAAGGACGGCCACCAACCUCAGUCAACAUGCAUUGGAGACGGUUCCAAGUCUCAAAGAUCCCUCUUGAUGACCAAAAAGAGUUUGAGCAAUGGCUGACUGCACGCUGGGCCGAGAAGGAUGAGCUUAUGGACCAGUACUUUGAAACCGGUCGCUUUCCAUCUGACUUGGCUGGUACAAUCAAGGCCGAUCAUGCAGUAGAUGCUCAGCAGGCUGCUGCUUCUGCUGGAUAUGUUGAGUCGUAUGCUCGCCUGCACCACUGGAGUGAACUUGGUCUUAUCUUUGUGGUGCUGGUUACAGUUGCUUGCAUUUGCAAAUCUCUUACAGGCUGGCAAUAA